Molecule: messenger RNA, 1645 nt
Organism: Ruditapes philippinarum (Manila clam)
Lineage: Eukaryota; Metazoa; Mollusca; Bivalvia; Venerida; Veneridae
Product: histone deacetylase 1-like
Molecular function (GO): histone deacetylase activity
Source: RefSeq, a predicted model, not a curated record
CCUAUGGUUUGACUAGUGCUGCCCCUGUCAUCUUGGGGAAAUUUUGCGGCACCCAGUCAUUCUGCUGCUGCCGUUCAAGGAGUCAACAUCUGGGAAAACUUUUAAAAUAUCAAGGGUGUCAACUUUCUCCAUUAUCCGAAGAUUGGCGGAAAGGGUCGAAAAGUUGCGAUUGCUGAUUACUACGUAUCAUCCGGAGUUUGACGGAAAGGACCGAAAAGUUCAAACUCCGCAGCCAAUCAAAUCACUGUGAAGAGUUUGCUAGAGUUCUCUUUCCUAAGUAGGCCUAGGCUUGGGAAAAUCCCCAUAGACGGCGCUUAUUAAUACGUCACAGUUCACAACUUUGGAAAGGAUGGCAUCACAACCGCACAGCAAAAAGCGAAUUUGCUAUUACUAUGAUGGUGACAUUGGCAACUAUUAUUAUGGACAGGGACAUCCCAUGAAACCACACCGUAUACGCAUGACACAUAAUCUUAUUCUUAAUUAUGGUCUCUACAGAAAGAUGGAAAUAUAUCGGCCACACAAGGCCACCCAGGAGGAAAUGACCAAGUUCCAUAGUGAUGAUUAUAUCAAGUUUUUACGAAGUAUACGACCAGAUAAUAUGUCCGAAUAUAAUAAACAGAUGCAGAGAUUCAAUGUCGGUGAAGAUUGCCCAGUAUUUGACGGCAUGUAUGAAUUCUGUCAGCUGUCAACAGGAGGAUCUGUUGCUGGGGCAGUAAAGUUGAACAAACAGGCAGCAGAUAUUGCUAUAAACUGGGCCGGUGGUCUUCAUCAUGCUAAGAAAUCAGAGGCAUCAGGAUUCUGUUAUGUUAAUGAUAUUGUACUUGCCAUUCUGGAGUUACUCAAAUACCAUCAGAGAGUGUUAUAUAUAGAUAUUGACAUUCACCAUGGAGACGGUGUAGAAGAAGCAUUUUAUACAACAGAUCGUGUGAUGACUGUCUCAUUCCAUAAAUAUGGAGAAUAUUUUCCUGGUACAGGAGAUCUUAGGGAUAUAGGUGCAGGAAAAGGGAAAUAUUAUGCUGUCAACUUUCCUCUAAGAGAUGGUAUUGAUGAUGAAGCAUAUGAAACUAUCUUUAAACCAGUGAUGACCAAGGUUAUGGAGAUGUACCAGCCUAGUGUUAUAGUGCUACAAUGUGGGGCUGACUCACUAUCAGGAGACAGACUGGGUUGUUUUAAUCUUACUCUUAAAGGUCAUGGUAAAGCUGUAGAGUUCAUGAAGAAAUGGAAUCUUCCAUUGAUGUUACUGGGUGGAGGAUUUUUCCUUUCUUCUGUAUUUAGGGAAACAAAAUUACCAUACAAUGAUUACUUUGAGUAUUAUGGACCAGACUUCAAGUUAAACAUUAGUCCCUCAAAUAUGGCCAACCAGAAUACAGGAGAAUAUCUGGAAAAAAUCAAGACAAGGUUGUUUGAGAACUUGAGAAUGUUGCCUCAUGCACCAGGUGUUCAAAUGCAAGCUAUACCAGAAGAUGCCCUCAAUGAGAGUGUGAUAAUGAGACCUAAAGAAAACCCGAACAAGCAGAAAUCUCUAUACGUGCCAGUGAUAAACGUAUCCACUGUGAUGAAGAGUUUUUCAGACUCGGAAGACGAGAUGUCAGGACCAAACGUGAGGCUGGACGGUCGACGAGACAGCAACAUCACACAAACCUAA